AUGACUACUAUAAACAAGUUCUGGAACGACGAUCAUGGAAAGAUAAAAUUGGACUCUGCACUUUCAAGCACACUUUUGAAUGUAACUUCGCUGUCGCAGUCUACUUCGGUAGGCGCAGGUUCGAAUCCUGCGGCGGACAUGCACGGCGAAGAGAAGAAAAGACUAAGCUUCUGCAAUCACACUAUGAUACUGAAAAUUUGGCCACACACAAUCAGCCGGCAAUUGAACGCCUGUCUCGCACGUGACAAACGCGAAGACACGUCACUCUACCACCAAGGAAAUGUCAUAGUUCUUCUUGAGCUUCCGAACCAGCAAACAGUAAGCUUUGAGGGUGCCGGCAUUACCUUCACCGUGGCUUGCGUAGAGAAGGGACCUCUUCGACCUCUUCUAAAUUUUCUUCUCCAUUUACAUUUGUUUGGUCGUAAACGUGCUAAAACUCCAAAUUAUUUUGUUACCAAAAAGUCUUUUGUCAAAAGUCCCGCUUGUUUUUGUGUUACAGCAAAUUACGAAAGAGAUCCAAACAAUCUGAAACAUACAGAAUGUGUACGUUCAAGAACUACUGUCCGUGACAACAGCGAAUCGUCCGAGGAAGCGUUCUUAGCGGUAGACGUCGUCGCGAUGGUACUGCUGGUGGUAGUCCUCGUAGUACCACCCGUUUCCGCUCCGGCCCACAGUGGUCGAUACAGAGCCGCAGUUGUUAAGUCCGGAUACCAUGGUUCAAGAGGUGUAGAUGGUGACCGGAAUGGAGAGCUAAAAGAAGGGCAAGGUUCUUGGUUGCGAGAAGAAACUGUUACCUUGUCAAACGUAUCAGUUUUCUAUGUAACCCUGCAUAAAUGCUGUGCAGUUGCAAUGAAAGGAUCCGCAGACGGAAUCAAAACGGUUGCCCAGCCCAACAACGGCGCGCAGCCAACCAGCAAAUACUAA
Molecule: messenger RNA, 924 nt
Organism: Enterobius vermicularis (human pinworm)
Lineage: Eukaryota; Metazoa; Nematoda; Chromadorea; Rhabditida; Oxyuridae
Source: the annotation of a GenBank genome assembly